Naegleria fowleri is the source of this 948-nucleotide messenger RNA. RefSeq lists its product as uncharacterized. The transcript has a single exon. The coding region runs from base 1 to 948 and encodes 315 amino acids. The record is from RefSeq and is a predicted model, not a curated record. Lineage: Eukaryota; Heterolobosea; Eutetramitea; Acrasida; Naegleriidae.
AUGAGUAAAAACACGACAGAGUCCUUCGAGCCUGGCUACACCACGAUCGGGGACGAAUAUGACAAGAGCAAAAUUCUAAAGGAGCAACGAUUAAAGGACGGCCGUACCGUCGGUAAACAAUUCGUAACUUCUCCCACAAAGAAAGGAAAAGUCGGAAAGGGAAUCACUUUCGGAGAUUUCAAGAGUCUCUAUGAUGGAGAUCCAUACGAAGAUCCUGGCACGAAUGAAAGAAAAUACAAGAAGGAAAACGAACAAAAGGCUCAAAAGAUACACAAGACUCCAUUCAAACCAAGCUCUCCACCAAAGAAGUCUGUUGGUCUCGGCACUUACUAUGGAACCAUCGGAGGCGUUUAUCCUCACGAACAAGAAUAUGACACCCUCCAAAAAGGAGAAAAGCCACAACCUGUUAAGGAACAAAAGAGACCCAUCUACACCAGUCCUCCUAAGAGAGGAACCUAUGGCUAUUUGGGAUUAACUAUUUCAAGAGGUACUGAAUACAAGUAUGAAAGUGACCCUUAUGAUCAUUCGCUUGAAAAGAAAAAAGAGAAGGAAGAGGAAAAACAAAAGCAAGUAAGCAAGAAGGCUUUCAUUUCUUCUUCACAUCAUUUGGAUUACUUUGAUACUCACAAGAAUGUGGCUGCUCCAAAGAUUCUUGGUACAGAUGAAAAAGUAGAAGAGAUUUUGAAAAAGUCAAUGGAAAGGGAAUCUGCUUCUCCAAAGAAAGAAUCAGAGGAGAGUAAGAAGAAGCCAUUCUAUCCAUCUCCUGUAAAACAAAGAAAUGAUUUCCCACCUUAUAUGGAGGAUCCAUACGAUAAGAGAACGCUUACUAAGAAAGAUGAAAAGGAGCAGAAGAAGCCAGUUUUUAAGCCCAUGAGCUGUGGCAACAAGAGUUAUCCAACCAGGUCAAUUUUGUUCGGAUCUUCUGUGAAUAUGUCAAAUACAUUUUAA